AUGGACUUGCAGCUCGUGGACGACGACCUGGUACUGGAAGCGGCGCUGUCACUCUUGGAUCAACCCGACGGCGAAGGCGGGGGCCUGACGCAGCAACCACAGCGCAAGAAGAAGCGAAGUACGCGUGGAUACAACCCGAAUCGAGCUCGAGAGUCUCAGUACAAGAAGCUACUCGCCCUGCGCGAGCAUGUUCCGCAACUGGAAAAGUGUCUGGAGACGCUACAAAGUAAAAUUUCAACGCCGAAACAGGGAACAGACAUGAUGGAGCUGUAUAAGAAGCUUGCAAUGCACGAACGAAAGUCAAGAGAGAACGCAGAUGAAGAGAACCGACGUCUACGUGAGUUAGUGCGCGAAAACAAUGAGGUGACGAAUCGAAAUGUCCAACAGCUGCUGCAAACCAGACAGGAGAAUCUAGAGAUAUCGUCGCAUUCGACAGCGCAGAGGCCUGAGCCUUGGCCUUGGCCGCUCCGUCGAAUAUACGCCGUCCCGAUAAAACCUUGUGAUGGCAGCGUGUUCCAGGAGAUGGCGGAAAGUAUCGAUGCGGUGCAUCGUCAUGUGCUUCAAGUGUAUAGCCCCGAUUUAAACUAUACAACUCCAUUCUCCACGAGUGGAGAGGUUCAUUGCCAAGCUAUUGCCGACAAAAUCCUGCCGUACGAUGUUGAGUCAGUUGGUGACGCGGCCUGGCAGUUUUUCGCGCAUUCAUUCCGACGACCAACGACCAGAUUUUACUACCGCACGGACUCCCACGAGACUCCAGGACUCGUAAGCGAUGACACGGUUGUUGAAGUCUUCGGCGAAGAGCAUCGCUUCGGCCAAACUCUAUUGGACAUUAGAGUAAAGCAGAUCGUUCGGCGCUACGUAGCUGCUGGGCGCGUUGUGAUUGCCUGGCGUGCAUUCCUUAGUCCGCAGAAGUUCAAAACCGAGGCUUUGAGUGGCAUUGUAUAUGACGAGAAAGGAGCGCUGGUGAUCGAGCCCUUAAUAUCAAGAAACCAGAGCGAUGUCAAGUAUGUGCUCGAACUGGUGCAAGAACUCACGGGACACACUUCAGUUUUCGAUCCACCAAAGUUCUCAACAGCUCUACCCAGUUUUUUUUCCUUCGACAUGACGCUGCUCUUCGCUGAGGGAUCCAAGACCGCCGAACUAUCGGACGAGCGUCUGCGUGAGAUCGUGCGCGAGACGCUGCAGAAGCUCGAGACGCAGCGCGGCGCCAAGUUUGAGAAGGCAGUGAUCGUUCCCCCAGACUUCACCCGCUUCCACUCGAAGUCUGGCGUGCUGUCGCAAUAUGCGUACGAGUAUCUGCAAGACAAGAUGUUUGGUGAUAUCCCGAAAGAUCUCUUCCGUGUGCACGACUGGAGGAACGACGUGGUAACGAUCGGCCAGGUGCCUGCAGAGCUCAUCCAGAAGGCCAGCGACGGCAAAGUGAACGAGCCGUGGCCCGCUCAAAUCAACAAACUGCUGUGGGUAGGUGGCCAUGACCUGGUGCUUUCCAUCGGCCAAGUCGUUCCGCACGAGGUCAUGGGGAUGGCCAAUUUUAACAAGAAUAUCUUCGUUGGAACUGGCGGAAGCGAGGGCAUCAACUUCUCGCACUUCAUCGGCGCCGUGUACGGCAUGGAGCGUAUGAUGGGGCGUGCUGACAACCCACUGCGACGUAUCCUGAACUACGCGUCCACCAAUUUCCUUCAAAAAAUGCCUCUCAUCUACGUCCAAACAGUCAUCGGACGCGGGGAGAACGGCAACCUCGUGACACGCGGUGUCUUCAUCGGAGACGACGAGGAAUGUUUCAUGAAGGCUGCUGAAUUGUCGCUAGAAGUGAACUUUGAGCUUCUGGAUGCGCCUAUUGACAAGGUGGUGGUGUAUCUGGACCCGGAGGAGUUCAAGUCCACUUGGCUCGGCAACAAAUCCAUCUACCGCACACGUAUGGCGAUUGCAGACGACGGUGAACUUAUCGUGCUUGCUCCCGGGGUGGCUCGCUUUGGUGAGGAUAAACGCAUCGACGAGCUAAUCCGAAAAUAUGGCUACCGAACGACACCGGAAGUGCUUGCUCACCUGAACGCCAACCGCGACCUGAUGAAGAAUCUCAGUGCAGCCGCACACUUGAUCCACGGCUCGUCUGAGGGCCGAUUCCGCGUCACGUACUGCCCGGGGCAUCUUACAGAGGAGGAAGUUGAAGGUGUGGGCUUUGGCUACGGAGAUCUCAAAGAAAUGAGUGCGAAAUACCCUGUGGCCAAGUUGCAGGAUGGCUGGAAUGUGGACGCAAAUGGCGAGCGAUUCUUCUACAUCUCAAACCCUGCGCUGGGUCUGUGGGCUUACCGUGGUCGGUUCGAGGGUUCGCCAAGUCCUGAGGCCACGUCAACGUCUGCAAGUGGCACAACGACCAGCCUCUCGGCUGCUGCGGACACGACUGAAGCCUGCCUCGACGCUGGCGUGGGCGGUGGCCCCUUCAAACACACAUAGAGAAAUGGGUUGCAUUGCAAGCUUCUUGUUUUUGAUGAACCUGCAACGUCUUUUUGAGUCUACAGCAUGCAAAAAAUCAUAGAGCAACAACAUUGAGUUCUUGU
Molecule: messenger RNA, 2558 nt
Organism: Phytophthora infestans T30-4
Lineage: Eukaryota; Oomycota; Peronosporomycetes; Peronosporales; Peronosporaceae
Exons: 10
Coding region: 1-2454 (817 amino acids)
Source: RefSeq, a predicted model, not a curated record